This is a messenger RNA of Lathyrus oleraceus (garden pea), 1241 nucleotides long. RefSeq names its product 29 kDa ribonucleoprotein A, chloroplastic. Lineage: Eukaryota; Viridiplantae; Streptophyta; Magnoliopsida; Fabales; Fabaceae. The record is from RefSeq and is a predicted model, not a curated record. The transcript is spliced from 4 exons. Gene Ontology annotation, cellular component: chloroplast thylakoid membrane. Gene Ontology annotation, molecular function: mRNA binding. Bases 104 to 1021 code for a protein of 305 amino acids. Gene Ontology annotation, biological process: chloroplast rRNA processing.
UUUAAAUUGUAAAAAAGCCGAUAAAUAUUACAUAAACCCAUAUUCAUUAUUACUUCUUAUCUACUACACUCCACACUUCUUCUUCUUUGAACUCGCAGCACCAAUGGCCACUUUAGAAUCAGCCAUAACCGUUUUCGCACCUCACCGUUUUUCAAACAACUACCGUUUCCUCGCUAAAUCACCUAAUUCCGUUAAACUCCAAGUCACUUCUAUCUCUUCUUCCAUUUUCUCCCAUAGCCACAACAAACUUCACUUAUCUUCUUUCAGAACCCAAACACCAUGCUUCGCUUUACAAGAGGUAACAGAAGCAACAAUUGAAGAUGAAAAAACAGAGGAAACGGAGACAUUAAACUACUUUAAGAACAAGUUUGCUGUGUUUAACUUACCUUGGUCACUGUCCGCGCAAGACAUCAAAGAACUCUUCGCGGGAUGCGGAACCGUAACCAGCAUCAAGAUUAUAAAAGGAAAAAAUGGGAGGGGAAAAGGUUAUGCAUUUCUUACUAUGGAUUCUGAAGAAGGGGCUCAGGCUGCUGUUGAACAAUUUAAUGGUCGUGAAAUAUCAGGCCGGAUAAUAAGGGUAGAGUUUGUAAAGAUGUUCAAGAAACCUUCUCCUCCAGUCCCUCCUCCAAGUCCGGCUCCUAGGGAAGCAGCUCAUGUAGUUUAUGUAUCCAACCUUGCGUGGAAGGCAAGACCUACACAUCUUAGAGACAUCUUCACUGAGAAUUUCAAAGCGCCAGUUUCAGCCAGGGUUGUCUUUCAAACCUCUGCUGGGGGAUCUGCUGGGUAUGGAUUUGUUUCUUAUCAUACAGAGGAGGAAGUACAGGCUGCCAUUUCAGCUUUGGAAGGGAAGGAGUUACAGGGACGACCACUUCGCUUAAGAAUAAGUAAAAAGAAAGUUAAAGCUGAGAAUGAAGGUGAAAAACAAGAUGCCGAUGCUCAACUGGAAGGUGAAAACCAAAAUGCCGAUGCUCAACUAGAAGGUGAAAACCAAGAUGCUGAUACUCAACUGGAAGAAUCAUAAAUACUAAUUUUUCAUGUACUAAUUUUUGGACAUGGUUACGGUAUGUGGAUCGAGAAGUAACCUCUUCAUGCUGGGAUUUUACCUCUGCAUGUAUACUACACAAAGGACGAUUUCUUGCAUCCACAUUCUUUUUGAACUAGGUUGAGUUUGACACAUCUUUAAAUUCUGGGUUAUUUUCAAUAUAGUUUUCCGAAUAAAUCUCAAGUCUGAUUUUCCUUUU